Anopheles aquasalis is the source of this 4483-nucleotide messenger RNA. RefSeq lists its product as uncharacterized. Gene Ontology annotation, molecular function: transmembrane transporter activity. The record is from RefSeq and is a predicted model, not a curated record. Gene Ontology annotation, cellular component: membrane. Lineage: Eukaryota; Metazoa; Arthropoda; Insecta; Diptera; Culicidae. Gene Ontology annotation, biological process: transmembrane transport.
CCAGUUAACCUCCGGGGAGUAACAGUUGUCCGUGCAGUCCGAAACGUACUCUGGGCAUUGCCGGAUCGUGAGCAGGGAUUUUUGGGUCACAGAAUUUGGGACUUCUGGUCAUCGCUCUUUUCAACAUGAAGUCUACCUCGGGGGUUCGAAACCAAGUCUUUGCUACCUGCGUUAUAAACGUGAUCAACCUAUCACACGGUGCUGGCCUCGGAUGGGUAUCACCGUAUCUGCCGGUGCUGAUGGACGAGAACCAAACACUGCUCGAGACGGGUCCGGUCACGGUUGAGCAGGGUUCUUGGAUCGGAUCGAUCCUGUGCCUGGGUGGACUGUGUGGUGCGUUCACGUAUAGUUAUCUAGUUGAAAAGCUCGGUAUCAAAAAAUCCAUACAGGCACUAGCGAUACCACACUCGGCGUUCUGGAUCAUCGUGUAUCUGGCUACUUCCGUGUACCAUCUGUAUAUUGCUCGGUUUAUGGCCGGUUUGGCGGGCGGGGGUAUCAUUGUGACAUUUCCUCUCUACGUAGCGGACAUUUCUGAUAAACGAAUUCGAGGUAUUCUUGGAACCUUUCUGGCGCUCAUGAACAACCUCGGUAUACUGCUCAUGUACGUGAUCGGCAACGUACUGUCUUACCACACGGUUGUCUUCGUUAUGCUCGUAUUGCCGGCCCUGUUUACUGGUCUAAUGUUUCUCAUCCCGGACACACCACAAACGCUACUGAAGCAGGGUAAGGUUAGUGAAGCUGAGCGAUCCUUAAUGUUCUAUCAGGGCGUCCAGGAUGCAGUGGUCGGCAAAUCGCCAGCAUUCCGUCAAGAGUUUGAUAACAUGCGCAAGUUUAUUGAGUGCAGCAUCCAGGGUAACUCUCGCGUUACAGUGGCCGAUUUCCGAACACGUGAAGCUAAGCUCGGGAUGCUUAUCGGUGUGUUUCUGAUGUUUGUCAAUCAGUUCUGUGGCAUCUUCGCCGUGCUGACUUAUGCCGCGUACAUUUUUGCUACGGUCGGAUCGACGCUAAGUCCGAACACAUCGACCAUCAUCAUGGGUACGGUGCAGAUCUUUGGUACGCUCUCUUCGUUCGUCUUUAUCGAUCUGAUCGGACGUAAGGUAUUGCUGGCUAUCUCGACGUUCGGCAUUGGAAUGGGGCUGCUGCUCCUGGCAGCCUUCAACUGGAUGACGAUCACCGGUGUCGAAUGGGUUUACGAAUUUCAAUGGCUUCCGAUCGUUAUCCUGUCGGCAACCGUAUUUCUGUACGCGGUCGGUCUGAGCAGUAUACCGUUCUUCGUGCUACCUGAACUACUUCCAGCGAAGGUAAGCAGAUUUUUGGUGCAAUUUGUAGAGCGUUUUUUUAUGUCUAGAUAUGCCUGCCCUCAGAUAUGCAAUGCGGGAAACACACUCAGCAUGGUCACAGUUACUAUAUUCUCGUUCAUCAGCUUGAAGAUAUUCCCUGUCAUGGUAGAAGUUAUCCAUCUCUACGGUGCAAUCGGAAUUUACUCAGGAAUAUGUUUCGUUGGAGGAACUAUUUUCCUAUUUAUUAUUCCCGAGACUAAAGGCAAGAGCCUCAUCGCAACGCCAACGCUGGAGAAAAGAUUAGACGAUAAGGCGACAAUGGCGCUGCGCCCAGCCGUAGGCCAUACAGGACCACGCUUAUGGUUGGUGCAGCUUCCGCGAGUAGUGUCACCUCGAGAUCUAGUGAUGCAUCCGCUAACGUUCGCCUCGAUAAGAAAUCAAUUCCUGGGCACCUUCGCUGUGAACAUCAUCGCGCUGGCUCAUGGAGGAGUGUUGGGAUGGGUGUCCCCUUCCUUAGCCUAUCUGCAAUCAAAUGGCACACACCUGGCCGGUGGACCGCUGACGGUCGAGCAGACAUCGUGGCUCGGUUCAUCGCUCUGCAUUGGCGGUAUGAUCGGUGUUACGCUCUUUGGACUGCUAGCCGAUUACGUAGGCAAACGAAGAGCUUUACAGUGCAUCACUGUCCCUCAUGUGGCCUUUUGGUUGUGUGUACUGUUCGGGAGUGAUGUGUAUCAGUUAUGUUUGGGCCGAGUGUUUGCGGGAGCUGCCGGUGGUGGCCUGAUCCGGAUCGUUCCGUUGUACGUGGCCGAGAUAGCGGACUGUCGGAUACGCGGUGCCCUUGGAUCGCUGUUACCGAUCUGUUUCAAUGCCGGUACCGUUCUUGCGUUCAUCGUCGGUGGUCUGGUGUCGUUUGAAACGAUGCCACUGGUGUUGUUAGUGCUACCGGCGCUCUUUCUUCUCGCAAUGAUCGUGCUACCGGAUACGCCCGCCUGUCUGCUGCGGUCAAUGCGCAACGAACAGGCCGAACGAUCGCUCAUGUUCUAUCGCGGUGUGGCCGGUCACUUCCAGAAGACGGAUCAAUUCCGUCUCGAGUUCCAACAGCUAAGCGUUGCGAUCGAACGCGAAAAGACGGAACCGGACGCUGGUAUCAGCUGGAAGGACUUUGCUAGCGGGCCUGGACGCCGUGGACUCGCGAUGGCCAUGUUCCUGAUGUUUCUCAAUCAAUGCAGCGGCUCGCUAGCCCUUAUUACGUACGCGGCCACUAUCUUCGAGAUGGCCACCAGCGGACAUGAUGCCUACCAGCUGCUACCUCCAUCCAUCGCUCCGAUCGUCCUGGCGACGGUACAACUGAUCGGUACGAUCGUUCCGCUCCUGCUGGUCGAUCGCGUUGGCCGGCGCAUUCUGUUGAUCGUGUCCUGCGUUGGAGUGGCCAACGGAUACCUGACGCUUGCCGCAUACGUUCAGUUUCGACCGCAGGAAGCAACCACCGGUGCCCUCGGUGGUUCGACGAUCGCUGUGCUGCUUCCGUUGGUCAGCCUCUCGUUCAGUAUCUUGCUCGCCUCGCUCGGACUGCUCACGGUGCCGUUCGUCGUGAUGGCCGAGAUAUUGCCCGCCAAGCUGAGGAACGUUGGCAGCACGAUUUGCAUGACGAUCGUGGCCGUGUGCGCGUUCGCGCUGCUGAAGCUUUUCCCUCCGCUGCUCGCAACCGUUGGACUGCCGGGAACGAUGAGCCUUCUGGCGAUGGUGUGUCUGGUCGGAGCGAUGCUGAUCACCGGCUUUCUGCCGGAAACGAAGGGAAAACCGUUGCUGGCGGGCACGGUGUCGGAAAGCGAACCAUCACAGCGAACGAAUUAGAUGUUAGUAUAAACCAGUCUAUCUGUCUAUCUGGAGUAAAGUAUCUGAAACCCACGAUGGCAUUUUAUUCGUUUAGCUUUGACCAACGCGUUAGACCUGGAUAAUUGUUUUCCGGCAGGCAUUAAGCUUAACAGAUUAAUAAGAGAAAUAAACAACUUAAGUUAAAUAAAAGAAUCAACCAAUCAAAAUCAAUGGAAUUAAACAAACAGCCAGAUACAGAGACCAGAGAGGAAAAAAGUAGCAUUUCGAAAUGCGGCAUAAUAGAGAAUAAUCAACGUCAAAGCUUAAACAUUAAACAAAGUAAAAAUACACAAAACUCUAUAUGAAAUGAAAAUGACAACGAGUGGAAAUUAGUGACAACGAGUUAGCUCCACAAAUGCUCUUGCUGCUCGCGUGAGUAGCGAACCAGGUUUUGUGAUAUUUAAAAAUUAGUAUCUUUGUCGUUUUUCCUCCUAUUGAUGUAAAAAUUGCAGAGAAUUCUCUUGAAAAGACGAGCAUUUAGGCAAAAUAUGACUCCUCAACCCCCAGCCACCCAGACGUGGAUUUUCCGGCAAAUUCAAACGAUUCGAAACGAACUUAUCGCUAGAUGACGCUAGCUUACAAUUCAUCUAUCCCGCUCUCGCACAUGAGUGCAAUCGGGAGCAUAAAACAUCGUUCUCUAGUCGCGAAAAACCGCGGAACAAUGAAAAAAUCGGUGGUAAAAAAACGGAAGAGGAAAAAUUAACGAGAUGUGAUAAAUUAAUUUUCACAUUUUCCCAUGUAGGUUGACUCUUUCAAGAGCAUUCUUUGAAGGUUUCGCAUCAAUCGAAAUAAAAUUGACAAAGAUACAGAUUCAAAAAGGGCCGUGCCGAAUGGGUUACAAGCGUUUACGGGUCCUUGUGGCGAGGUCAGUCUAACGGGUCUGACCGCUGACCCUUAGGAAAGUGUCCGAACCAACAUGAAAGCCCGCAAGUACCGGAGUUGGGAGUUGGAACUAGCCUUAAAGGUUUGCCUUGCUCAUGGCAUGUUAUGUGAUAAGAAGGUGCGACGGUCUUCAUGCGUUGGCUCCAACGAUCGAUGUAAGGUGCAUCGACGUGAUUUUUUGCUCGAUGUGUUGGCCUAUUAAUAAAACAUAGUAGGUAAUUGUUUUUAAUAGUAUGGUACCAAGAACCAAAGUAACAACAAUUUGCAAAAGGUUCAAAUGAAAAUAAACUCUAUAGAUCAAUCGAUCAGAAAUGUGAAACGGACUUCAAGCGCAACGUACCAGAAGUGUCCAUGGUUGGGGAUUCUUCUAAAGCAUCAUGUGACAACAUAAAAGUGCAGUGCAAUAGCGAUACCAGACUGCUAAUCAAUUGUUCUAAUGCUUUCAU